Molecule: messenger RNA, 861 nt
Organism: Leptopilina boulardi
Lineage: Eukaryota; Metazoa; Arthropoda; Insecta; Hymenoptera; Figitidae
Product: E3 SUMO-protein ligase NSE2-like
Exons: 5
Coding region: 144-770 (208 amino acids)
Biological process (GO): protein sumoylation; double-strand break repair via homologous recombination
Cellular component (GO): nucleus; Smc5-Smc6 complex
Molecular function (GO): zinc ion binding; SUMO ligase activity
Source: RefSeq, a predicted model, not a curated record
ACUAUAUGGUUCAACUAUUAAAGUCAGUUCAAUUUAAGUUUUGACAGUUAUUCUCAUGUUAUUCUGAUCUAAAGUAAAGUAAUUUCAGAACAAAAAUAAGAAAAAAAAUAUAUAGAGAAAUUGUUUGAGAAAAAAAACAGAAAAUGACUUCUUUUCAGAAUUUACAUGAUCAAAUUCAAGAGAGUUUUACGAAAACAGCUGCAAAUAUUUAUUCAUAUCAUGAUCAAGAGAAUCAAAAGGCAGUCUUUGAACAAUUGAGAAAUGUAGUUGAAAAGAACUGCAUUAUAAAUACAAAGUUACGAGAAGCUAAUAAUGUGAUCGAAAGAAUUUCAACUUUACACAGUCGUGAUAAUGAAGGAUCACAAUUCGAGGAUAUUCUAGUGAAAUUCAAAAGUGAAAUGGAUAAAAUUAAUCCGGAUGUUUCGAAAAAUAGAUAUCUUGUUGACUUUGAUCGUCAAGUUAAAGAAUUAUUGAAAGAUGCAGAUGGUGGUAAUAAUGAUAAUAAUGAUGAAGAUGGUGAUGAUGAUUUGCAAUUUACACAAGAUACUGUCAAUGUAAUUGACCCUUUUACGAAAAAGAGAAUGACUGAUCCUGUGAAAAAUAAAACAUGUGGUCACGUUUAUGAUCGUGAAAGUGUCACUGCUAUGCUGAAAGUUAAUCCACGAACUAGGUGUCCUGUUAUGGGUUGUGGUAGUAAAGAAUUCAUUACUAUAAAUAACUUGGAAGCUGAUAUAGUGUUAAGAACGCGCUUAUUAAAAAAGAAAGUUUAAUUAAAAAAAAAUUAAAUCACAUUACUUUAAGCCAUUUAAGUUUUAAGUAUUUAAUACUGUUAAUUUGAGAAAUAAAUACUACUUUUCUAUA